AUGCCAUCUGAAGACCAGCCGCCAGGCCGGUCACCAUUAGCAUCCUUCUCGCCUGACCCACUAGAUAAGGCAUCUUUUUCCCCAUCCAACGAAUCCAGAAUACGUUCCUAUACCCUCGACAGCCUCAACAUAAGCUCCAUAGAGAGCUCCAAAGGUCCCCACCAAAGAUCAGAAAACUCUCGCCAGAAGAAUUUACCCGAGCAAAACGUGGAAGCUGCGUCUUGGACUUUCACUGAAAUUCUCCAAAACUUGUCCGUUCGCGAGAAAGACGAUGUUUACCUGGUAAUAACCAAGUGUAACCAGCUAGUGGAGCUUCUCCAAGACACUCCUUCAUUGAAACAUGAUAUGGCCAUAGAUAUGGUUGUGAACCGAAUUCAGUUCAUGUUCUAUCACCCGGCCCCACAACUACGGUGUGCCGCCUACAGAGUGCUCCGCUACUCCAUAGCCUCUCUGGACUCAAUCUUGUUAAUGGUCCAGCUGAAAAUCCUUAUAUCCAUCAUUGUGUCCCUUUCAGUCCCUUGCCCACUAUUAGAAAAGCAGGAGGCCCUCAAAUUGAUCCGUGAGUUUCUCAAUGUGUCUGAUGGCGCCAACUUUAUCUCGGUAGGUGUAAUCAAGGCAUUGGUAGCGAUAAUCGAGCACGACAGCGAGGACGACGGCAACACCAACGCAGGAGCCCCAGCACCACAAAAUGAUCAGUUUGCUAUACCCACUUCAUUCACUAAACUAUGCAUCGAGACAAUCUGCGAAAUCGCAGUGCUCAAACCUCACAUCGUCUUCCAUGGUGGUGGCCUCCGUUUGAUGAUGUCUCUCAUUAUCAAUGGUGCUUCGGAUAUUGCGACUUCAUGUCUCGUGGUAUUUAUGUCAAUACUAGACAAACCUGAGGCCAGGCUAUUCCUUCGAAACGGCCUAGAUCUAACAUCGCUCACCUCAGUGUAUUCUCUAGUGGAUGAGGAUGACGAGAGUAAGCUGUCCAACAGCCGAAAGUUUCAUAAUAGAGCACUCAAAGUCACAUUCCUUAUAUCGGUCUUUCUCAAGUGUUGGACAGGCAUCAUAUGCUUUUCUCAUAACAAUUUCGAGGCCAUUCGAAUCAUCAUAUCCAAGCUCAAGGGAAAGAGUAACAAAGUUCGCAACAUCAUUAUGGAUUUGUUGCUUGAUGUGCUUCGAAUCCAAGCCCUUCCAUGGCUUGAGGACUCCUCCAUUUUUGAUCUCAUCACUAGCAUGCAUGUAUUCUUGAGCCCUGGCGGCGAAUUGGUCGACGAACUUGACCAUCAAUAUUUGGACAUACCGCCAAAUAGCUUCGAGAAAACAGUCAUUUCACAUUAUCAAGGCUUAAUUCUUCAGGUUCUCCUCAGUUGCGGUGUCGUUCCCUUGAUUUUUGACAUCAUUGAUAAAAGCAACGAUGAAAGUGUAUCAUCAAAAGCUACGUUUCUCUUGACAAACAUUCUCAGAUUAUCAAUGGAGCUAUUGCCGAGGGAGUUUGUUCAGGAACAACUCUCGGAGGCUGCAGCGAAAGAACAGAUGAAAACCGUUAUGACAGAGAAGAAGCGAGGUGAAGUCAAAUCUCACGUUAAAGAUAUGAUCAUCGAAAAUCGGGUGAAAAUGGACGACGCUGCACUCAAAACUCUUAUCUCAAGAACAAGGAUACUAAAUCUGAAAGAUUUUGAGGACUGGGAUUGGGCACAAAUGUCUCAUCUUUGUCAGGGACCGCUCAGAGACCAGAAGAGAUUUUUCGAUAUUCAGGAAAAGUAUCCCAAGGUUUUGAGAUAUCUCAUGUCUUUCUUUAGACCUUUCAAAUAUCGUUUCAGUCGAGCGCCCCUUCGUCCUGACGAUAGCUACAAACUUAAGCACCCAAAACGCGUAAUUCUCGUUGGCUGUCAACUCAUCGAGGCAUUGCUCCACCAUGAAGCUGGAUUUGAGUAUCUAGCGUCCAACAAGCUUAUGCCUCAGUUAGCGGAAAUUUUUGCUCAAGUGAGUCCCAAUAGCGGUAUCAGGGCCGACGAGCCAAUUUUGUCUACCAAAAAGCUCGAGACAACACUUAGUAUCGGCUACGUCAAGUUCGUUGGCGUGCUUUCUGCGAGUAAUAAGGGUCUAAUGAUCCUAGAAGAAUGGCAGUUUUUCCAGCUCAUAAGCGACAUUAUUGAUGGUAAUGCCGAUAGUAACUCGAACGUGCAUCUACUAUUCAAUUUGUUAAACAACCUUAAUUUUGUUUUAGACAGCCCCUUGAGAAUUCUUCUUUCAAAGGUCCUAACAAUAUCCAACGAAGGAACAAAGUUAUUCACUCUUGAAAAUGUGAUUCCAAAGCUUCUCAAGGUGGAAGGUUGCCAAGACUAUGUUAUUAGGAGUCUUGCAAAUCUCUUGUAUGAUGAAAGUAAGGCUGUUGUCGCACUUGUGGUGUCGUAUCUUCAUGACUAUUAUGUGGUGAAGGGAAACAUAUCUCGCAUCAACUUGUUCAUCGAUAUGAGACCUUCCACGUUAGUAUUGUCAAAACAUUCAAAGGGCAAAGAGCUUCUUUUGUUAUUUUGCACAACUACCACAGGAUUUAGGUUGCUCCAUGAAAAUGGUCUCAUCCAACGUCACCUCGUUUUGACGACUAGAAGCUUACAGAGCUUCGAAUACUUGGAAAGUAUCGAGGGAACCUUGAAAAUGUACCUUUAUCCAUUUUCAAGCAUACUUCAGCGUGUCAGGAACACGCGGGACAUCAACUGCCAUCAUUUCUUCUAUUACUUGCUCAGUACUGAAGAGGGCUUCAUUUAUUUCAACAGCCAAAGAGCUAUUCUCGAUGACAUAAUCAACAAAACGUUCUUCAUUGUUCAAAAACUUCGUUUGAUUGAAGAACAACCCGCGACUACCAAGGCGCCCGACUUCCUUUAUUCUCGAACCAGACCCGCAGCUCUUGAGUCAAGUAGCAGCAAGACGAACAGUAUCGGGAGCGACGAAAGCGACGAUCUGUAUAAGUUAGAGUCACCGAACAGAUUACAUGCUCGAAGCGACUUGUCCUUUUCUCAUACGAGAGAGACUUUGUCUGAAACACUAAACAUCAAGACUGCGGAGGAUGAGGAAGAGUACAUGUUGAUGAGACUCAAGCAAUACCUUUGGAUACUUGGAGAGAUUGCAUCAUCCAAGUAUGGUAUUCAAAUUCUAGAUCCGCUUUACAAUCCCGAUAUGAGAGGUGACCAUGUCAUCGAAUUGAUGCAUCUGUUAUAUCAAAACUCGAGAGAAUGGCAAAUUCGGGGCAUUGCCUUCCAUCAACUUGGAAAAAUGGCAGCUACGAAUGAGGGCAUAGAAAUGCUUGAUGAUAUGAAUUGGAUUUCGAUAGAUAAUCGGAGCCCCCUGGACCCGCUUUACUUAGCCUACCCAGAGUCUAUGCGAGGUGAGGAUUUGUUCAACCUUGAAGUCCUCAAUCCGUACGAGGAUUCCACCUAUAUUUCCCUCUUCGGUAAUCAUGGCGAUGAAAUAUGGGCAAACCAACAAUUAGAUCUCGAUGCCGAUGAUGGUUUAGGGUUGCAGACAAACCAAAAGUUGGAUGACAAGGCUUUGAGCUUGAUCAAUCACUUAAGCUCAGUCUUAGGAAAGAUUGAAAGAAAAGCCACGAAGGAGCUAAACUCUAUCAAGCUGAAUAACGGGGAGAUUUUUGAAAGCCCUAUCUUCUUCCUUAAGACUAUUCGUUUGGUGGACAAAGGCAAGUUCAAAUACAAGACGAGAAACUUCAUCUUCGGCCUUUUUGAUACAGUGAAGAUUAUGGAGACACUCGUGAAACGAAGCAAGCGCGGCACUAGUGGCCGUAAGUAA
Messenger RNA from Candidozyma pseudohaemuli, 3789 nucleotides. RefSeq names its product TORC2 complex subunit (gene TSC11). The transcript has 2 exons. Lineage: Eukaryota; Fungi; Ascomycota; Pichiomycetes; Serinales; Metschnikowiaceae. Gene Ontology annotation, cellular component: TORC2 complex. The record is from RefSeq and is a predicted model, not a curated record. Gene Ontology annotation, biological process: TORC2 signaling. Bases 1 to 3789 code for a protein of 1262 amino acids.